Molecule: messenger RNA, 1455 nt
Organism: Megalops cyprinoides (Indo-Pacific tarpon)
Lineage: Eukaryota; Metazoa; Chordata; Actinopteri; Elopiformes; Megalopidae
Gene: med18
Product: mediator of RNA polymerase II transcription, subunit 18 homolog (yeast)
Exons: 3
Coding region: 517-1143 (208 amino acids)
Biological process (GO): termination of RNA polymerase II transcription; regulation of transcription by RNA polymerase II
Cellular component (GO): mediator complex; core mediator complex
Molecular function (GO): transcription coregulator activity
Source: RefSeq, a predicted model, not a curated record
AUUGUUUUUAUUUUGUACUUGUUGUCAGUUGUGCUUUUGUCUUGCUUUUAAUCAACAUUCGUUCCAUCGAUACGGAUUUCUGUUCCCCCAAUUAAUCACUUAAAAACCUCCAUGCUUGCAAACUGCGCGCCCGCAUGCGCAGUGAAGAAGCGGCGAAUUUGACCGGAGAAGCGCAGCCGAGCAAGAAGCACUCUGGGAAGGAAACGCUCCAACUGUGGAUGUAGCCGGAUAGCUAGCCUACUUACCGGACACGUCUUUCUUAUUUCAAGUUUAACUGUUCCCCUGUAAAAGCAUAAUAAUAAAUCGGGCACCAUUGAACUGGCUGUGUUUUAAAGUGGUCAACUUAAAAAAGCCUUUGACCAGCUGCCGUUUAACUUGCCGGGGAGCGGCCCUCGGAUCCACGGCCUGGAGUUUUUGAAGUGGCCGGAAGAGACUGCACUGAAAGCGCCUGCCUCACUUUUGGGGUGUCCGGAACAGCGGAGACAAGUAGACGUUCCUUUAGCAUAAAGAAGCAGGAUGGAGGCUCCUCCAGUCACUGUGAUGCCUGUUACAGGAGGAACCAUCAAUAUGAUGGAGUAUCUCCUGCAAGGCAGCGUUCUGGACCAGGCCCUGGACAGCCUCCUCCACAGGCUGCGCGGCCUGUGUGACAGCAUGGAGCCCGAGAGCUUCGCCGACUACGAGACGGUGUACCUGCUGAAGGGCCAGCAGGGCAACCCGUUCCUGCUGCGGGCGCGCCGCUCCCUGGCCCACCCCACCGCCCCCUGGCACCUGCGCUACCUGGGCCAGCCCGAGGUGGGCGACAAGAGCCGGCACGCGCUGGUGCGCAACUGCGUGGACGUGGCGGCCUCCCACAGCCUGCCCGACUUCCUCAACGAGAUGGGCUUCCGCAUGGACCACGAGUUCGUGGCCAAGGGCCACAUCUUCCGCAAGGGGGCGCUGAAGGUGGUGGUGAGCAAGCUCUUCCGCAUCCUAGUGCCGGGAAACACGGAGAACACGGAGCCGCUGUCGCUGUCCUACCUGGUGGAGCUGAGCGUGCUCGCCCCCGCCGGCCAGGACACCGUCUCCGAGGACAUGCGCAGCUUCGCCGAGCAGCUCAAACCGCUCGUGCACCUGGAGAAGAUCGACCCCAAGAGGCACAUGUAGGGGCCGCGCCCCGACGCGGGGAGGGGACAGGAGCGACCGCUACACAGGUGCCCUGUGAAGGGUGUGUGUCCUUCCGUAACAUGAGGGGCUUGACCUCACAAUCCGGUGGCUGCAUCUCCUUACUUUUACUGUGGCGAUACUGAAUAAUGGAAACGGUUGUGCUGGGGUUCGGUGCGGUGUCCUCAGCUGUGCAGAGCGGAGCUGUCCCUGGUUUCCUCUCACUGUGAGGGUUCCAGGUGGAGCGGUGGUGACGCCGCUGCACUUCCCUCGGCUGAGGCCGGAAACCUCAGGCGGACUGCAGACUGUGGGCAG